Messenger RNA from Galendromus occidentalis (western predatory mite), 1732 nucleotides. Its product is annotated as dolichyldiphosphatase 1. Gene Ontology annotation, biological process: protein N-linked glycosylation; lipid biosynthetic process. Gene Ontology annotation, cellular component: intracellular membrane-bounded organelle; endoplasmic reticulum membrane. The coding region runs from base 391 to 1098 and encodes 235 amino acids. The record is from RefSeq and is a predicted model, not a curated record. Gene Ontology annotation, molecular function: dolichyldiphosphatase activity. The transcript is spliced from 6 exons. NCBI's taxonomy places the organism in Eukaryota, Metazoa, Arthropoda, Arachnida, Mesostigmata, Phytoseiidae.
CUCGUCCGGGGUUUCCAUAGGCCUGUCUAACAAAUAAUCGUGCGGCAUUUCCAUCGUACACGUAACCUCACCGGAGAGUACUGUCUGAAGCCUCGGAACCGCUCGCGUCAAACACACGCUUCAGUCGGUUAGUCGAAAGCGAUAAAUCGUCCGCGAGCAGCUGAGGGAGUGAUUUGGAAGCACUGUGUGCAGUGUCGACUGGAGCCGCGCUCCUUUCUGUCGGUCGAGUUGGCAUUCUACUGGAGAGAGGAACACCAGAAUUCGCUUCCACAUCCACCCGAUAAGCUGGAGAUCAGUGUUUGUCUUUGACGUUCGAAUCCCUGAAGCAAUCGUGCGGUGAGCGAGCACGGUUUCUAUCCGCUGCGAACUGCCGCUAUUGAGCUCACGACCAUGGAGCCCGCACAAGAACUCAAGUGGAGUUCCUUUAGUCUCACUCACGUCCAGUAUCCCUCUGGCGAUCUCCUUGGUAAACUCCUUGCGUUUAUUUCUCUCACGCCAUUGGCUAUCGCAGUAUGUUUGUUCACAUUGAUAGCUUUCCGGAGGGAUAUGCAUACGAUAUUCUUCAGCAUAGGCCUUAUACUAAAUGAAGCUGCGAACUACACGCUGAAGCACAUUAUACGCGAGCCGCGACCCCUGAAACGUAGCGAAGAGAUGACGGUAGAGUUCGGGAUGCCCUCAAGCCACUCGCAAUUCAUGUGGUUUGUGGCAACCUACCUCAUGUUUUUCAUCACGUUCAGGCUUCAUCACGGUUCGAACAACAACUCGAUAUUCGAGGGCGUGUGGCGCUACUUUCUCAUCAUUAACGGCUACUUGUGCGCCGCGGUCGUGUGUGUUUCUCGGGUUUAUCUCGAGUAUCACACGAGUUGGCAAGUGAUCGUCGGAGGUUUAUUGGGCUCCGUGUUCGCGUGUGGCUGGUUCGCCAUGGUGCAACUAGUCUUCACGCCUUUGUUCCCUAUAAUCUGCUCUUGGCCUAUCUGUGAGCUGCUGAUGCUUCGGGAUACGACGUUGAUCCCUAACGUUAUGUGGUUCGAAUAUACCUGUUAUCGAUCAGAAUCGAGAACACGCCAGAGGAAGCUGACAUCAAUGAAAUCGCAAUAGAAUUCUCCCUUGGAAGCCGAUCAAUCAGGUUCAGCUCCACACUCUCACUUGGCGCGUCAAAGCGUCGAGUUUCAGCAAUGCUCAAGAGCAUGGACCUCGGACGAUCCGGAUAUCCGUCCCUCGUGAGGAGCUCCGAACGGGGGUAACAUUCCUGGCAGUGGUCGUCAGAGAUACGCAUCGACACGGAAACACUCUCCAGCCGAUCAGAGAUCAUCAUUUUCCACCUCUCACAUAAUAGGAUUUUAUCAAUUCUUAGUCAAUGAAUGGAACUACUUAGGAUUUAGGCACAAUUUCUUCAUUCUGUAUGAGACCAGUAUUCGUCAGAGAUAUCUCUCUCUGUCUAUAUGGUGAUCCCCACUGACACUUAUCGUCAUUAAAAGGCAGCUCAGCUACUCGGCUUGGGACAACGGCUUUGUGUGUUUUGGCAAACGCGUUGUCAGGCGUCCAUCCAUGUCGUCCGCCUGAGUGCAAUAUUGGUAUUUCCUCCUGAAGCGCCGCCUCUCGGAAGAUACGAUUGGUGCAUUGAUUGGUACUCCGGUGAAAAUUCGUUGAAAUCCUCCAGGAGACUAGUGACAGUUUCAACACGUCGAGUUUUUCUACUCAAAUUAAAUAAAAGAGUUUGACUGUUUAUGAU